Messenger RNA from Paecilomyces variotii, 1465 nucleotides. RefSeq names its product putative monooxygenase. The transcript has 3 exons. Gene Ontology annotation, molecular function: FAD binding. Lineage: Eukaryota; Fungi; Ascomycota; Eurotiomycetes; Eurotiales; Thermoascaceae. The coding region runs from base 150 to 1343 and encodes 397 amino acids. The record is from RefSeq and is a predicted model, not a curated record.
AUUGAUUGAUAUAAUUAUUCUCUAAGAGAGACAGCAAGGGUCUCCCUGUCGGUGAACGAUUUUCUGUUUCUGUCUGUUAGAGUAUCACGAUCAUUGGUAAAAAAAGAAAAGUCUUGGAUAAAAGAAGUAAAGACAAAAAAACAAGCCAAAUGUCGGGACAACAGAUCACAACAGGAAGAGGAGGAGGAAAACUAUCCAAAGUCCUCAUCGUUGGCGCCGGUCCAUCCGGUCUCUUACUCUCCAUCCUCCUCGCCAGACAAGGAAUCUCCACCACACUCCUCGAACAAACCUCCCAACUCGACGAACAACCUCGCGCAGCACACUAUGCACCCCCUGCGAUCCAGAUCCUCCGCAAAGCCGGCGUUCUCGACGACGUCGCGGCUCGCGGCUUCAAACCCUCCACGGCCUGCUGGCGCAAAGUAGACGGGAGUGUGAUCGCCAAGAUGACUUUUCCCGAUAACCCGGACGCGAUGGUCGUGUUGCCGCUGAACAGAUUGGGAAAAGUCCUCUAUGCACAUGUGCAGAAGUAUGACCCGAUCGCGAAGGUGAAUUGGUCGCAUCGAGUUGUGGAUAUCGGACAGGAUGAGAAGAAGGCGUGGGCGAAAGUCGAGACGCCCGAGGGUGUGAAGAUGUUCGAGGCGGAUUAUGUUGUCGGGUGUGAUGGUGGGAAUAGUAAGAUCCGGAGAGCGUUGUUUGGGGAGAUGAAUUUUCCCGGGGAGACGUUGGAUGCGCAGAUUAUCGCGACGAAUGUAUAUUACGACUUCACGAAAUUCGGCUACCUCGACACAAACUAUAUCGUCGACCCGGACAACUGGCACAUGGUUGCGAAAAUCGCCAACGACGGGUUAUAUCGUGUCUCAUACUGCGAUAAGCCCGGUCUGACUCCGGAAGAAUACAAGAAGAGACAGCCGAUGCGGUUCCAGGAAUUCCUACCUGGAAGCCCCAAGCCGGGGGAGUAUAGAAUCACGAAUAUCAGCCCGUAUAAGCUGCAGCAGCGAUGCGCGCCAAAGUUUCGCGUGGGGAGGUUCAUCCUGGCGGCUGAUGCGGCGCAUUUGUGUAAUCCAUUCGGCGGCCUUGGCCUCACGGGGGGUAUCGCCGACGUAGGCAGCCUCUACGACUGUCUGGUCGGAAUCCACAAGGGUCUCGCAGACGAUUCCAUCCUCGAUAAGUACGCCGAGAUCCGUCGCAAGAUCUAUACAGAAGUGAUUGAUCCAUCGUCGCGGGAGAACUUCUACCGUCUGAGCAAGAAUGACCCUGAAAAUGCGGGCAGACGGAUCCGUUGCUGGUGGAGUGUCAGAAGGCGGAAAAAGAUCCGCAGCUCGCGUUGGAAAUGUCAAUGGUAAGAAAAUUCCCUCUCUUUGUUUUUAAAAAAAAGAAUUCUGCGGCCUAUAUUGUUCGAAGAGAUGAAUCUGACCUCGUUGGAUGAGCAGUUCUUGAAUGUUCUCCUGCAUGACUUCACACAGUA